AGAUCUGAAAUGUCUUAAAUAUGUCUCCUUCCUCCCAUCAAUUGAAGGCAAUAUUUGCCCUUCUCAUUAUAUGUAUGGUGUCUGUGAUUGUGUACAACGACCACUACAAGGGCACUUUCGGUGUGAUAAGGAACGCCUUCCCCGACAAGCCCAUUGCGAUGACCGAUUGGCACGGCGAGAAAGCCUGGAGGCCUCAGAACCCGCCCGCUCCGCCAGCGCCUUCUCCUGCCACUACUGUCGCUACAACCAGUGCGGGCGCGACGGAGGCCCCGCCGAAGGGCCUCAAGAUCCUGGUCCUGAGCUCCGUCGGGCGCAGCGGCUCCUCCUUCCUCGGCGAACUCAUCGCGCAGCUCCCGGACUCACUCUACUUCUUCGAGCCGAUGAUGUUCAACUCCAAAGCCACAACGGAGGGCGUGAAUGCCAGGGUCACCUGGGAUCUCCUUAAGAACAUCUUCGGCUGCAGAUUCGACCACGAUUGGCUCGUCUUUGCGCGGAGCCGGAGUCUAGUGCGCAAGAAGGAGGGGAAGCCGUGCGCACGGUCGCGCGGAGAGGGGGCCGGCGCUUGCCUCAGGGAUCUCUGCCUCAACCAGACCAACAUCGUGGUCAAGGUCAUACGGAUGCGGGUUUCGUGGCUGGCCGACCUCCUGCUGGAGUCGGGGCCGGAGCUGAAGGUCGUCCACCUGGUGAGGGACCCCAGGGCCACCUUCAGGUCCUCCAGAAUGUUCGUGAAGACGCAGAAGGACUACACGGAGCUCUGCCCGAGGAUCCUGGAGGAUCUGCAGAUGAUUGACACCGUAAAGAAGCUAUUUCCGGGGCGCGUGACCUCAGUAAAGUUCGAGGACCUCUGCCUCGACCCGAAAGGCGUCGCCACCGAGCUGUGGCGGUUCCUCUCGGGCGCGCGUAGGGCCGCCCUCCUGCCCGCGUGGGCGCUGUACCUCGCCGAGCACACCGACGGCGCCAACACGAGAGGCAACGCCUACAGCACGUGGAGAGACACCAGGAAGGAGGCCGAGGCGUGGAGACAGGAGAUCGGGAGAGAGCCUGCUGCUGGGCGUGGAGGAGCACUGCGGCGGCGCCAUCGCCCUGCUGGGCCACAACAAGUUCCACUCGCUGGCCACCGCCCGGAACCUGUCCUUCCCCCUGCGGUGGGCCGAGAAGCCCUUGUACACGCUCGUCUGAAUCCUGCAGGUGCCGCGGGGCCGAAGGGACAUAACAGCAUGGAAUAAACAUCCGCCCUCGAAGGGAACCGCCGCUUAAAAGGGCACGAGCGUAAGAAGAAAGGGAGAGACACUGCAGACGGCCCAAGCCCCCCAGGGUCCAGCUCCACACCUCGUCCUCCACCCGGGAACACGGGGGUCUCUUGGGGCUUCAUCUACCUUCAGAAA
Molecule: messenger RNA, 1385 nt
Organism: Penaeus indicus
Lineage: Eukaryota; Metazoa; Arthropoda; Malacostraca; Decapoda; Penaeidae
Product: carbohydrate sulfotransferase 5-like
Exons: 9
Coding region: 21-1226 (401 amino acids)
Biological process (GO): N-acetylglucosamine metabolic process; sulfur compound metabolic process
Molecular function (GO): N-acetylglucosamine 6-O-sulfotransferase activity
Source: RefSeq, a predicted model, not a curated record